Messenger RNA from Salvelinus sp. IW2-2015, 1502 nucleotides. Lineage: Eukaryota; Metazoa; Chordata; Actinopteri; Salmoniformes; Salmonidae. The record is from RefSeq and is a predicted model, not a curated record.
AGCUGCAGCUACAUUGAGAAAGUUAGUGAGUCUUUGUGCUGUGAGAACCUGAAGAAAGAGUGCAUGUAUAGAGAGUGCUCCCUUUGUCAAGCAAAAGAGCUUAAAACAUCUGACUUUGAUGCUGGUGAGCAGACAUGGUGGUUUGAGUGGAAAAACAAAGCUGAAGAAAAACAAAGAGGGAAACAUGGAGAAGUUCACUAUGCAUUUGACAGUAAAAGAAAAUAUAUGUGGCACACUGCAGAUUCUAUUGGAGGACUUCUCCAAUAGAAGUUGGGGAAACACGUGUACAACAUUCGACACCAAUACUCCAAACUGAGAGAAUUAAAAGAGAAUCUGGGGAAAGAGGAGACCAUUGUGCAUAUUGACUUUGCAGAGAACUACCUGUGUAAAUACACCAGUGAAAUCCAGGCAGUUCACUUUGGUGAUUCUCACAAGCAGGUGACCCUCCACACCUGUGUUGGAUAUACCACAAAUGAUACAGUUUCACUUUGCUCACUGAGCUCUUCUAUGCGGCAUGACCCCUCUGCUAUCUGGGCCCAUCUCUCAAAAACACUGGCCUACUUCCUUGAGCUCUGCCCAUCGGCUACUGCUGUACACUUUGUGAGUGAUGGGCCUACAACCCAGUAUAGGUCUAAAAAUAGUUUUUACUAUCUCUCCACCCGUCCCUUUGAAAUGGGCCUCCAGAGAGUUACAUGGCAUUCCCUAGAAGCCGGACAUGGAAAAGGCCCAGCUGAUGGGGUAGGAGCAGCUGUGAAACGAAGAGCGGAUGAAAUUGUGGCACAAGGCAAGGACCUCCCAAAUGCAAAAACUGUAUUUGAGGAACUGUCAAAAGAUCAGUCAGCUGUCAAGCUCUUAUAUAUCUCAGAGGAGGAGAUAGAGAGCAUCGAAGCCCUCCUACCGGAUCACCUGGAGACAAUCCGUCGGACAAUGAAGAUACACCAGAUGGUCACCGACAGUCCAGGGGAGAUAACUUGGCGGAUACUCAGUUGCUUCUGUUCCUUUCCACAUCACUGCAGCUGUUUCAGCCCACAGACUGUGACUCUGGUUGAAAAAACUGAAGCAGACCAAGAUGGAAAAUUCAACUCAUCUCAAAGCACCAUCCAGCCCAUUGAAGAUCUAAGUGAAGCAUUGAUUGGAAAGUGGUGUGUGGUUGAGUAUGAUCACGACGUUUACCCUGGUAUCGUGCAAGACGUUCACGCAGAGAAUGGUGCUUUUGUGAAAACCAUGAGUCGCAUUGGCCCCUACCGUUGUUUUUGGCCAAUGAGAGACGACAUCAUAUGGUACAGACCACAGCAUGUGCUUGGACUUGUCCCUGAGCCCCACCCAGUGACCAAAAGGCACAUGGAGCUGGAUGCCUUGGUCUGGGAGGAACUUGGCUCUCUUUCUAAGCCUUAGAUACACUUGGAAACUCACUAUACAGUACAUACAAAGCAGGGCAUAAAAUCAUACAUUAAAUAAAACAUGUGUAGCUCUCAGUUAACUCUUCCCUCUAUAUAUGUGCU